CCGUCCCGUGGCGGCAGGAGAGCAGAGCCAUGCUGCACUGGGGAUACGACGAGCACAACGGGCCUGCCCACUGGAAGGAGGUUUUUCCUGUUGCUAAUGGAGACCGUCAGUCACCUAUCGACAUCAAAACUGAGGAAACCAAGUAUGAUCCUUCCCUCCGUCCUCUAAAUCCCAGUUAUGAUCCAGCUUCUGCUAAAAUCAUCCUUAACAACGGGCACUCCACCAGUGUGGAGUUUGAUGACACCGUCAACAAAUCAGUGCUGACUGGGGGGCCGCUCAGCGGGACCUACAGGCUGCGCCAGAUUCACUUCCACUGGGGAUCCAAUGAUGAGGCCGGCUCUGAGCACACGGUGGACGGGAUGAAGUAUGCGGCAGAGCUUCAUGUGGUCCAUUGGAAUGCAGAAAAGUAUUCCAGUUUUGUUGAGGCAGCUUCUCAGUCAGAUGGGCUAGCAGUCAUGGCUGUAUUUCUGAAGAUUGGUGAAUGCAACCCUCAGCUGAACAAGAUUACUGACCGCUUGGACACCAUCAGAAUUAAGGGAAAAAAAGCACUAUUCACAAACUUUGAUCCCAGCUGUCUGCUUCCCAAGUCCCUGGACUAUUGGACUUACUUUGGCUCUCUCACUGUUCCACCUCUUCUUGAGAGCGUCAUCUGGAUUGUUCUGAGAGAGCCCAUAAGUGUUUGUUCUGAACAGCUGGCCAAAUUCCGCAGCCUCCUGAGCACUGCUGAGGAUGAGGUUGCCUGCUGCUUGCUGAGAAACUUCCGGCCUCCCCAGCCUCUAAGGGGACGAGAAGUCAGAAGGAAUUAAAGGAGUAAAUCCAAAGUAGCCUCCCUCUGAAACCAAAG
This is a messenger RNA of Pseudopodoces humilis (Tibetan ground-tit), 844 nucleotides long. Its product is annotated as carbonic anhydrase 13. Gene Ontology annotation, molecular function: zinc ion binding; carbonate dehydratase activity. Lineage: Eukaryota; Metazoa; Chordata; Aves; Passeriformes; Paridae. The record is from RefSeq and is a predicted model, not a curated record. Gene Ontology annotation, cellular component: cytosol; cytoplasm.